This is a messenger RNA of Amphimedon queenslandica, 1726 nucleotides long. Its product is annotated as probable leucine-rich repeat receptor-like protein kinase At1g35710. The transcript has a single exon. NCBI's taxonomy places the organism in Eukaryota, Metazoa, Porifera, Demospongiae, Haplosclerida, Niphatidae. The record is from RefSeq and is a predicted model, not a curated record. Bases 18 to 1601 code for a protein of 527 amino acids. Gene Ontology annotation, molecular function: protein binding.
UCAUCAUUGACCUUUCCAUGGCUUUCAUCAUGGAGAAGCUAAACAUAGCAAUGCUAUUGAUACUCGUUUACCAGCAAAUCCUUCUUUCUAGUUCUAAGGAACUGUACCAAGGUCACCAAGAACGAGAUGAAGCGGCAGAAAAUAAGCACAAGGAAUUAUUCAAAGGAUCAUCAUCAAAGCCAACAACCCCAUCCGAUAAAGAUGCCCUUGAGGAGUUUUAUCAUUCUACAGCAGGACCUGCUUGGCUACAGAAUGCAGGCUGGCUCUCAGGUGAUCCAUGCCAAUCGAUGUGGUACGGAAUUCGCUGCACUCCAUCUGGAGACGUUGUUGAGAUUACGCUAAGUCACAAUGGGUUAGCAGGCCAGCUUCCUCCCAAACUCUCAGAAAUGAAAAAUUUGCAAAUAUUGAGGUUGUAUGACAAUUACAUUAGCGGCAUACUACCAAUAUCAAUGUUUACAAUUCAGUCACUGAUAGUAUUAGACCUUGAUCAAAAUCAGUUGAGUGGCAAUCUUCCGUCUGUCAUAUCAUUACCAUACCUUACAAAUCUAAGCCUAGCCAGUAAUCAGAUUGAUGGAUUUAUGCCAUACAGUUGGAACUGCCCUAAUCUUCAGUCUGUGUCUGUGUCCUCCAACAACAUGAUUGGACCACUCCCAAGUUCUUUGUCAAAACUCCCUAAAUUAAAAUAUCUUGAUUUGUCAGACAAUAUUUUUACAGGCCCAUUUCCUCCAGAAAUUAGUGCCCUUACAUCCUUAGAAACCUUGUUGUUUCAGCGAAACAGAGGAAGUAGCGGAGUUGCUCCUACUAUACCAGAAUCAUGGCACACAUUAGUAAAUCUAAAGAACUUCCAAGUAGAUGGCUUAUCUGGAGACUUACCAGAUAUAUUUGAUAGUUGGAGUAAACUGGAAGUUCUAAAAGUCACAUUUGGACAACUAACAGGUGAAAUACCAAUGUCAUUAUGCAAUUUAAAAUCACUUCAAACCCUAGUCAUAAGUAAUAACAUGAUUACAGGUACUUUGCCCAGUUGCAUUUGCAAACUAUCCAGCACAACCAUGACCAGCAUUGAUCUUUCCAGCAAUCAUUUAACUGGACACCUACCAGACUGCUUUGGUAGCCUACACAACUUAACAGAUUUGACACUGGCCAGCAACAACUUCAGUGGAAACCUGCCAGCGUCACUAGGAGCAUGCAGUCACUUAAACUCGUUAUACUUAGCAUAUAACCGUUUCACUGGUUCUAUCCCUUAUACUUAUGCCAAACUUGAAUUAAAAACACUUGAGAUACAAGGAAACAAACUUAGCACUGUUGAUGACGGUCUGGAGCAAUUCUUCACAGGAAUAUCUUUUUGUUCUUUAUACGACAAUCCAUGGAGCUGCCCUCUUCCUACUUACCUAAGUAAUAAUACUAAUUGCAAUCCCACUUGUUCAAAAUGUAAUUCUCUGGAUAAACACACUUCUUGUAAAGCCUGUGUGAGUUCUAGCGAAUGUGGAUGGUGUACUGAAGGUCCUAAUUGUUUGGAAGGAACCAAUCAAGGACCUACAUAUGAAUAUAACUGUGAACCAUCUAACUGGAUAUAUGGAAUUGAAGCUGCAUGUAACAAAUGACUAAAAUACUUCGUUCUUUUGCUCUAUACAUGUACAUGUACUUUUAAGUGAUGCUGUGUGUAACUUUUACUUUCCAUUAACUUUUUUUUGGCCAAUAUUAAAAUUAAGAAACUUGCAAAAAGAAA